UCUCUCUCUCUAGAAUUUGAGUUCUUCUUAAAAUUAGGGUUUCUCUUUAAUCUAAUCUUAAAUUCCGUUUGAUUUAAUCCAAGAUCCAUUUUUGGGUGUUCUAAUCUCAGAUUUUGAUUUGGGUGAAAGAUGGAGACAUCAAGUGAAGGAGGUACUCAUGAUGCAAGUGAUUCACCUAUUGAUCUUAAUCUUCCAUUGCCAGUAAGAAUGAAUGGUAGGGAAAGUCAGCAUCUUUCGAUACGUAACCCCUCAAAGCAACUUCCUUCCCAAGAUGGAGUCGAUGGAAGUGCAGGAGACAAAAUUGGAUCACCUUCUCUUAGAUUGAGAAAGGGAAUUGAUCAAACAUCAAAAGGAGGUGAUGCAAAUCUAAGAAAACAUAGUAGGUGGGAUUUGCAGGAAGAUGUUGCAAAUGUUGCAAAGUGUCAUAAAACUCAAAAAGUGCGAUUGAUGACCGAAUUGUUGAGUGGAAAAUUCAAUGAGGGAAGAAGUUCUAUGAACGCUAAACUAAUUUCAGUGAAUAAUAUGCCCAUGGAGCUAAAUAGAGGUGCAUCACCUAUGGAUAAGGGUAAGAGGAUGGCGGUUUCUCCCUCAGAAAAUGGAUAUCAAGACAAGUUACGUCAAACUCUAAGAAGCUUCACAAAUGCUCAAAAACAUGUUAAUAAUGACCCAACUCAAAGAAAUAACAUUCCAUAUUGGCCGACUAUACUGAAGGACAGUAAAAGUUGUGAGCCUCUCAAGGUCAAUGGGGUUGGAUCAAGUGGAUCUUUACUGAAAGAAGUAAUUUCGACUGGAAGACAAUCAAAUUUGGUUCAAUUAGAUCAAUCCAGGAAAAAUAGUUUCAUCAACAUCAACUCAAUCAUUGGCCUGAAUUAUAACUCAAUACUACAAAUAAAUCAACAACCUUUAAAGUUUUCAGAAAAAAAAGCAUCAACUUAUAUGCCACCACCAACUAAUACGAGGAUAUUCAGUAAUUGGCAUAAAGUGAAUUUUCCCCAAACCCAAAAUGGAGUAUUUCCAUGGGGAAAUUUAGGAUCAACCAAUUUGAAUACAUCUUAUGCUAGUGAUGGAUUGCUCAGAAGUAAUACUUCAACCAUACAAGUGAAGGAUCAAACAACACAACUUUCAAAUUCAGUGCAAGUUUCUUCUCCUGUUACCCCCAGAUGGGGGUCGCACAAUGUUGAAAUAUCAAGUCCUAUGAAAUUUCCUAUUGCGCAGGACACAACUUUUCAACCUUACCAUCUAGCUGAAAAUCAUAAAUUUGGAAAAGUUGUUAUUAGCCCAGUUCAAAAAGGAAAGACUAUAAGUGACCUUAAAAGUACGAAUUCAAUGAGAGAUAAGGACAAGAGCAUCAAAGGUUUGAGGUCUUUGAAUAUUUUCUCCAAUGAGGGAAUGUUAGCAACACAAAAAAGACCUUUUACCCCUUGCAACAUCCACCCACCUUUUCUCUACAAUGGAUCAUUCUUGCCUCAUCAUCGGUUGAAGGAAUCCUCUGGUUUUCAUACGAGUAAUGUUCCUGAAAUUCAAAGCUCUCGACAACAUGUUUCUUGCUCUAAGGAUCAAAGCAUAACUCUUGGACCCCAACAGAAGAAAAGAAAGGCUCAUGCACUUGAAAAACUUGACAUAAGAGAAUUACAACAGUCUACAUCUUCAAGUGGCAUUCUGCACACUACUAGAAGUUCUGGUUCAAAAAUUAAUAUGAUGCAGAAUGAUAAUAUUUCUAAAACAUUAGACAUGAGGAGCUCUUACACCCCUGCAACUAUAUUGCCUGUCAUUAGAAUUUCUAAAGAGAAUCCUCCUUGUCUUUUUAAUCAAAGUCCUGGUGAUAUUGCGGAUGCUGAUGAUGAAAGGUAUUUCAGAACUACUGAGGAUCAAACAACUCGCAACAAGAGUGCUUUGCGAGAAAACUAGGAUUGAAGUAAAGUCGGAUGAAUGAGAGAGGCAAAGAAGAAAGGAUAGGCAGGGGAGAGUGCCAAUUGGGAGGAGUGUCAGUUGUUCAUUUGAAAUAUUAAUUCUUCUAGAGAUAAUAGUUAUCAAUUCAACUAUUGUCAUCAAAACAUAUAUAUUUGC
This is a messenger RNA of Solanum pennellii, 2067 nucleotides long. RefSeq lists its product as uncharacterized. The transcript is spliced from 4 exons. Lineage: Eukaryota; Viridiplantae; Streptophyta; Magnoliopsida; Solanales; Solanaceae. The coding region runs from base 130 to 1908 and encodes 592 amino acids. The record is from RefSeq and is a predicted model, not a curated record.